UACAUUUGACAGUGCAUGGCUUUAUAAAUCUCUCCCACGCAGCCGUCUCUUGCCAUCUCCACAGCCCGUCAUGACCAGCGCCAGCAACACCGCAGAAGAGAUCUUCACCGUCCAGGCCAAAGCCCAGCUCGACUCUGAAAAACCUCAGGCGUCCUCCGUCCCCAGCUCCCCGCUCACGCUCGACCUCGACAGCGACAAGGCGACACAGCUGAUUAAUCUCCUGACAGAUGGGCUCGUUUCCAUCAGGGAUGAAGAAGGGAGGUUUCUGUUAAAGUUGGACGACGGGACAUUGAUCGAUACCAAGGGCUGGGAACACCCGACCGUGUUCUCCUGGGAGUGGACACACGGCAUCGCCUUGACCGCUCUCUGCCACCACUCUGCCAUCUCGCCCUCCUCCCCCGCCUCCCAAAAAUCCCUAGACACUGCCAUCGCCUGGUUCAACUCCCAAUACGCCCGUACAUCAGGCAAAGGCGCUCCCAAAAACAUCAACACCUUUUCGCCCUUUUACGCCUUGGCCUCCUUCUUGGACGAUGGGCGGGAAAAGGACGAACAAGGGAAAUGGAGAGCGUGGUGUGAGGAUUGGGCGCAGUGGGUCGUGCGAGACGAUGGCUUGCCAAAGACCGAGGAAGGUGGAUUCCAGCACAUAACCUACGCCAACGCCCAUCCUCAAAACCUCUGGGACGACACACUCAUGAUGUCCGCCAUCCCGCUCGCCAAAAUCGGCAUCCUCCUCAACCAGCCCUCAUGGAUCGACGAAGCGGUAUACCAAUUCCUAUUACAUAUCCGAUACCUCGCCGACCCCGUCACCGGGCUAUGGUACCACGGCUGGGAGUUUACCCCCGGUAAACAAGGUCGCGCGGCGGAACUGGAAGGUGGACAAGGGUGGAAGGGAGGGAAGAAUGGACAUAAUUUCGCGAGAGCAUUCUGGGCAAGAGGUAAUUGUUGGAUCACACUAGCCAUCCCUAUGCUGCUCUCCAUCCUCUCCCCCUCCUCCUCCUCUUCGUCUUCCCCCCACCCGAAACCCCUCCACCCAACCGACCCCACCGCCCGCUUCCUCAUCCAAACAUGGACCCGCCAAGUCGACGCCCUCAUCUCCCUCCAAGACCCCAACUCUGGCAUGUGGCACACCCUCCUCGACGAUCCCCAGAGCUAUGUCGAAACAAGCGCUAGUGCCGGGUUUGUAGCCGGGAUAUAUAUGGGUUUGAGAAUGGGCCUCCUCCCACCAUCCAAAGCCCCUUCCUACCGCACCGCAGCAGACGCCGCCCUCGCCGCCAUCCUCACCCAAAUCCAACCCGACGGCCAGGUCGCCAACGUCUCCUUUGGCACAGGUAUGGGCGAAACCCUCCAGUUUUACAGAGAUAUUGCGAUUACGCCGAUGCCGUAUGGGCAAGCGCUGGUUAUGCAUGCUUUGGUGGAAUGGGAGAGGUUGAAUGAGCAAGGCAAGUAGAAGGGAGAAAAGUUGUGGAUAGCUUUCU
Molecule: messenger RNA, 1475 nt
Organism: Cryptococcus deneoformans JEC21
Lineage: Eukaryota; Fungi; Basidiomycota; Tremellomycetes; Tremellales; Cryptococcaceae
Exons: 5
Coding region: 71-1447 (458 amino acids)
Biological process (GO): carbohydrate metabolic process
Source: RefSeq, a predicted model, not a curated record